Apis dorsata (giant honeybee) is the source of this 1780-nucleotide messenger RNA. RefSeq lists its product as uncharacterized. The transcript has 4 exons. NCBI's taxonomy places the organism in Eukaryota, Metazoa, Arthropoda, Insecta, Hymenoptera, Apidae. The record is from RefSeq and is a predicted model, not a curated record. The coding region runs from base 117 to 707 and encodes 196 amino acids.
AAAUAAGUUUUCGAAAGCUUUUCUAGAUUCUCUUUCAUCUUCUCAUUACGCUCUUUCUCAAUCGACAGUGCUUCUUCUUGUACUUCACAGAAUUCCCUCGGGGUUGAAAAUGCGCGAUGCAAUCUAAAUCCACGAUCACCAUCAACCACGAGAACGACGCCGAUGAAUCGAUGGAAGAGUCUGUCUUCGAGCAGAUAUGCGACACGAUAUUCGUUCUGAUACCCGAAGUGCCGCGACUGAAGCAGCUGUUUCUAAGUUGGAGUCAGCUAGGCACCGAAGACAGAGUACAAUUGGACGCCAAAGUGGCCAACUGGUGUUGUCCUAACAGAAGACAGCUUUAUAAACCUUUGCAAGAGGCUUUGGUUCGCUGGGAGACUGUGCAGGACACUCAAGGUGCUCCCGGUUGCGAGCCAGGUAUGGUCUCCUUUUCCUGCGAUCCUCAGUUGGAGGAGGAAUUGGUCAGCGUCAUUUAUAGCCUAGAACUGUUAUUCACGAAAAAUCGAAAAGGUAGAGAGAUCGACAUGGACUACGAGGUCGGUCGUUGCACAGAGCUCAGGAGAGAGAUGUCUUUGAACCUGAACUACGACGGGACUCUGCGCUCGAUUUUGAGCCCCAAAGAUAAAACACCUCAUUCCGUGCACAGUUGCAGUUACAUCGCCGAUUUCAAACGAUCUGACGAGGAUCUAAGCGGUUACCUGACCAAUUAAGAAUCGAUGACGAUUGAACAUUUUUUUUUUAUCCCAAUUUUCGACUUUGCUAAUGAAUUUUUUUUGGAAAAAUUCUGCAAAUAUAAAACGAUAGAUUGUUUCCCCCUCUAUUGGAAAUUUUGUUCAGUUUAUCCUGGAUGAAUUUUCUUUACGACAAUAGAAACGAAGUGACAGUCGAUAGUUGUUAGGGAAUUAGGAAGAGUAUAAUUAGAGUAAUCUUGAGAGAAAAAUAGAAAUAUUAUUUUGUAAAGAGAUACGUACUCUUACGAUGAAAUUCUAAGAAAUAAUCGGAAUAGUUAGUAAGAGAUAAUUUUUUUUUUUUUUUUUUUUUUUCUAAAAAUAGGUACCUUCUUUUUUUUAUCACCCAAAUAUACCUGUUUGCGUCCUCAUCAUUGGUAUAUGAAAUACGUCUGAUCCAUUUAAGAAAAAAAAUUAUAACAUGUUGUUUGCAUUUUUUUCUUUUCAGAAAACUUAUAUUAUUGUAAUAAAUAAACGAAAUAAGAAUUAAAAAAUAUAUAUAAGACAGAGAAGAUUGUGAUUACACAAAAAUUAGUGACAUAAAAUAUUUUAUUAAUCAUCAGUUAUAGAGUCAAGGUGUACGAGCAUACAUUCAAAUAAUACAGGUCAAUCAUUUUACAACGAAAGUUUCAAACAAAUACGCAACAAAAGGUGUCCGGAUCAUAAAUGUAUCAACUCGAUUCGCCGCAUCAUUUAAUCAUCAUUUACCUCGUAUUUAUCCUUCUUUAUAUUCUUUGUUUUAUUUCUUUUUUUUUUUUUUUUUUUUUUUUUUUUUUUUUUUUUUUUUUUUUUUUUUUUUUUUUUUCAUUUCUUUUUUUUUUUUUUUCUUCUCUAAUAUAAUUAUUACACAGCAAUAAUAGGUUCAGGAUGAUGAACACUGCUCCUUACGAGAGAAAGGUAGACGUUAUACAAUACGUGUACAUGAAUUAACCGCGCUUCACGAGAGCAAGGAACACCCCUCAAGACGUGUGCAGAGACAUCCAUACUUAGAAAGAUUGCCCGCAGAAACGUUUAUCCGUAUAUAAAAUAUAUUAUGAACACGCAUAAAAAUCUGU